ACGGCCCAUACUUCAACUUGUUCAAAAUUGAACAAUCGUUAACAUUUCUUCAGCCACCUCUGACUCGACUUCUUCCUAUUUGGCCCAGGGGAGAUUGCAACUAAUUUUGAAGGCGUCGUUAUUGCGAAUCAUGCGCACCGCGAUUCCAAUCACUUCUCGUCCCUUAGACCUAGUCUACUUCGUCUUUUUCUUGGUCCAUAUACCCGCAACUUUGCUCAUUGAUCUGCAAGCCCUGUAUCCUCCUUGGUUAAUACCGUAUUUCAUACGUGCUCUUCCACGACUAUAUAUCCAAAUGUCGAACGACCCGCUGAUCGGAAGCGUCUUGGGAAUGUUGGGAGAUAGCAAGCCUUUUGUUUGGUUCAAGACCUUCCUUGCAGUUGAAGCCCUCUUUCAAUUUCCUGUCUUCAUACUCGGAGCAAGAGGCCUUUGGCGAGAUUCGCGAUCCAUAUAUGUGCUUCUCCUUGUAUACGCCGCAUCUACCACCACCACGACUUUACCAUGUCUGUCUGUCUUGCUGGCGACGCCUACAACCAGUGCGCAGACCAUAGCUAACAAAAUAGUCUCUGUAACAACCUUUCAACGCUCCCUGCUGUUAUCGAGCUACAUUCCAUUCUUCGUGAUACCCCUCAUAAUGACGAUCGAUAUGGCUUCUCGCCUGUCCAAACUGGUGACGACAGGGAUAGACGCUGCUGAUGAGAAGAAGGCGUCAUAAUAUUAUCAUAAUGCAGUCCAAUGUUUCCUUUCGAACCAAGACCCUUAGCCCCACUCAAUAAUGAUUUUGUU
Suillus discolor is the source of this 783-nucleotide messenger RNA. RefSeq names its product transmembrane protein 6/97. The record is from RefSeq and is a predicted model, not a curated record. NCBI's taxonomy places the organism in Eukaryota, Fungi, Basidiomycota, Agaricomycetes, Boletales, Suillaceae. The transcript is spliced from 4 exons. Gene Ontology annotation, cellular component: endoplasmic reticulum. Bases 131 to 712 code for a protein of 193 amino acids.